Molecule: messenger RNA, 267 nt
Organism: Entrophospora candida
Lineage: Eukaryota; Fungi; Glomeromycota; Glomeromycetes; Entrophosporales; Entrophosporaceae
Source: the annotation of a GenBank genome assembly
AUGCCUAAUGUAACAGUUCCUUUAGAAGAAGGACCUUUGGUCACUGACAUUAUUGAACCAACUCCAAUAACCAUUCCCACCAUCACAAUCAUGGAUAUACCAAAUGUCAAUGAGAUUAUAAAUCAUAGAAUAUCCUAUAAACCAACACCAUUAGCUGAGAAGACCACUUCAGAAAUUAUUACUGCAACAUCACCAACUAUCACAACAACUGUUAAUAGACUGUCACCCAUAAAAGAAGAAGAAAGUGCCAAUGGAAGUUGGGACUAA